AUGCCAGAGAUCGGGAACACCGAGCCCAGCUACAGUGGCACUUCCUGGGAAAGAAUCUGCCCGGUCCAUCACUGUCCCAUUCCUGCAUCCCCCAGGCUGGGGGGAGACCGCCUGCCCUCCUCCAGCCACACGCUUGGCCCAGUCUCCACCCAGUCCAAUGGCCAGGUGCCGUCAAGCUCCCAGGACUUGCAGCAGCAUCACCUCUAUUACCCCUGCAACCAGCAGGAGCCCCGAGGCAGCUAUGGCCUGCCCCCGCUCCCUGGGCAUGGCGAGAGGCCCAUGUUGUGUUCCCACCUUUCCAGCAGUGAUCCCGCGCCAGCUUCCCACCACGAGGCCUCGGAAACCCCCUGGAAACAGUGGUCCCCCGGGCAGCGACGGCCAGUGCAGCAUCACAUUGUAACAGUCAGACAUGACAAAGCUUUCAGGAUGCCAAAAAGUUAUUCUCAAAUGAUCGCAGAGUGGCCCAUAGCCGUCCUGGUGCUGUGUUCAGUGACAGCUGUGGUUUGCACUUUAGCUGGCCUGCUUGUUGGAAAUUUGCCUGACUUUUCAGAACCCUUAAUGGGUUUCGAGCCACGAGAUACUGACAUUGGCAGAAAGCUCGUUGUGUGGAGGAAUGUAGAGAGCCACACAGGCUACAAGAAGACCUUUUCCCUUUCUCCCUAUGCCGAGAAGAAAAGCUAUGAUGAAAUUGGCAUUAGCAGAGGACAGAAGGCUGCUCAGGGAGAACAAGAAGCGAGGACACGGAGAAUGGUGGAACAAAUCUACGGAGCGGAUGGUUUCUUUUGUGGUCCCCCAGAAAAGAGCUAUUCCCAGCUGGUAUUUAUGUCGACAACUGCUGGGAGCUUAUGGAACUUGCAAGCUAUUCAGUCCAUGUGUCAAAUUGAACAAGACAAGAUACGCUCACAUGUUCAUUUUAGAGACCUCUGUCAACGUACUGAAGCCAACGAAUGCUGCCCGAGCUGGUCUCUGGGGAACUACAUUGCUGUCCUGUACAACAGGUCUUCGUGUUUGGAGAUAACCCAAGGAGACAUCUCCCAUACUCUGGCCCUCCUUCGUGCCUGUGCUCCAGACUACCACAAAGGUAUCCUCACUCCAUCUUGCAUAGGUCCUGAGACUGUGAGACAGAAACACUCUCAGUGUGCCAAAGUCCCAGAAAAAUGUACCCGCUUCAAUGCCAUUUACCAGCUUCUUCACUUCUUGGUCGACAGAGACUUUCUUAGUCCCCAGACGAUGGAGUACCAAGUGCCAUCUCUCAAAUACAGCCUGCUGUUUUUGCCUACGAGGAAAGGUGCUUCUAUGAUGGGGAUCUACUUAGACAAUCUUGAAUCCUGGGAUCUGUUUGAUAACUAUACAUCUAUCACUGGAAUGGACCUGGGCCUUAAACAGAAACUAUUCCAGCACUAUCUUUUACUGGAUACUAAGUAUCCAGUCCUGGCAAUAUUAGCUAUUUUUCUAAGCAUUUCUUUUUAUUUACGCUCAGUCUUUAUUACCUUGAUGGUCCUGCUCGCUGUUGUCAGUUCUUUAAUGAUCUCCUACUUCUUGUACAAGGUGGCCUUCAGAUUCACCUAUUUCCCUUUUGUAAACCUGACAGCAGUCAUCAUUCUCAGCAGCAUUUGUGCCAACCACACCUUCGUCUUCUUCGACCUCUGGCACCUCAGCAAGAACCAGAACCCUUCCGCUGGGCUUUCUCAGUGGGUGAGUCAAACCAUGCACCAUUUUGCGUAUCUCAUGCUGGCAUCUUGCUUCACAACGGGUGCUGCCUUCUAUGCCAGCUACAUUAGCAAUAUAAUAGCCAUCCGCUGCUUUGCUAUUUACAUGGGCACCUCCAUGCUGGUGAAUCUGGUAUUCAUGAUGACUUGGCUUCCUUCUUCGGCCGUGCUGUAUGAGCGCUACAUAGCAACGACCUGCAUUUACAAGCCAGAAGACUACUGGAACAACAUUGGCCAUAAGAGAGUCGCUCUCUCCCUCCAUUACAUUCUCAGGGGUCUCCAGAACACGCUGUCUGAAACCUCCAAGCUGCUGUUUGAAAAGCUUCUGCCUUGUGGGGUCAUCAAGUUUCGGUACAUCUGGAUCUGCUGGUUUGCUGCCUUAGCGGUAGGAGGUGCCUACAUUUCCUGUUCCAACCCAAAACUCAAACUCCCGACUCUCGAGACGUCGUCUGUCCAGGUGUUUAGACUGAGCCACCCCUUUGAGAGGUACGAUUCUGAGUACUGCCACCAGUUCAUGUUUGAGAGGCUGGAGCAUGGAGAAGGGCAGCGUAUGCCUGUCACGAUAGUCUGGGGCAUUCUGCCCGUGGAUAAUGGGGACCAUUUCAAUCCAAAAAGCAAUGGCACCCUAGUGACAGAUGUCACCUUCACAAUCCAAAACCCUGAUGCCCAGAAGUGGCUCCUCGAAUUCUGCCAAAAAGUGAAGAACAAAACUUUCUAUUACCCUGACGCAGAGCAGAAAUCUACUGUGUGCUUCAUGGAGGAGUUCCUCAGGUGGAUGGACAGUCGCCAGUGCUCCCAGCGAGACCACAGCUUCAACCUUUGCUGUAACCAGUUCUCCUUCCCUUACAGAAGCGAAGUCUUCCUACACUGCAUCAAAAUGAUGCUCCUGGAACAAGGCAGGGAAGAGGCAGAAACGUACGAUCUGGGCCUCAGGUUUGACGGGGAGGGAAAUCUCGCUGCCUUAGUGCUGCAGUUUCAAACUAUUUACCACUAUAGCUUCAACUACAGCAAAGCCAAACAAUUCUACGAGGAAAUCAACCUCUGGGUAACAGAGGAAAUGAAAACUGCCCCCGUGGGGCUUCAGAAUGGAUGGUUUACCAGUAAACUAGAGCUAUACAACCUCCAGCACAGUCUCAGCACAGAAACGAUGGUGGUCAUGGGGCUCUCCAUAGCCAUUUCCUUCGUGGUGCUGCUGCUCACUACCUGGAAUGUUCUCCUUAGCGUUUUCUCUGUUACUGCCAUCGCAGGCACUGUCCUGGUAACUGUUGGCCUUUUGGUCCUCUUGGAGUGGCAGCUCAACGCAGUGGAGUCUCUCUUCAUUUCAGCUGCAGUAGGUCUCUCCGUUGACUUUACCGUCAACUACUGCAUCUCCUAUCAUCUGUGCCCCCACUCCGACCGCCUGAGCCGAGUGGCCUUUUCGCUGAAGCAGAUGAGCUGUGCCACGGCCAUGGCAGCUUCUGCUCUCUUCUCUGCAGGGGUCAUUAUGUUGCCUGCGACGGUCCUGGCGUAUAGGAAGUUGGGGAUAUUCAUCAUGAUGAUCAAGUGUAUCAGCUGUGGGUUUGCCAGCUUCUUCUUCCAGUCACUGUGCUGCUUCUUUGGCCCAGAGAAGAACUGUGGGCAGAUCCUUUGGCCUUGUGCCCACACCAUGAAAGACUAUUCUGAUGACUCCGGGCUGAACGGAAGCUUUGCCUGUGGGGGGAGCGAGAAGCAAAACCGACUGCGGAAGGUCCAGGAGUCCAACACUGCAAACGAGCAAUACGAGCUCCAGCCCUUGUCCAGAAAACUCAGCGACAGUUUUGACAACAGCACUUCCACAAGCAAGCUGUCCAACCGGCCGUCAGUGCUCUCUGAAGACACACAAGUUGAAGACAACAGGUGCCCCAGAAUAGGAAUGCACCCUUCCCUUGAAAGAGAGAGACAGAAUCUGCAGGAGACCCUUGGAGACCAGCAGGUUGGCCUGUGCCAGUGUCCUGCCUUGCAAACUUCCUCUCCGUACAAGCACAGCAGCUCAGGAGCAGAAAUUCACAGGGAGAGACUCUGCCGAGAUUGUCGAUGUCGAAAGUAUGGUUGGAAAGCUUGGGGUGGGUCUGGGCUGGACCCUAUCCAGCCGGCUGGCAUGACAGAAGAAGGGCAGCUCAAUAAAUCACAGUGCUCUAGUGACACUGCCCAGCAGCAGUCCGAUUAUACCUCAGACAACAGCCAUCUCCCUGCUGCUGACAUCUACAAAAUUCACAGAUGCCUUUGUUCUCUUGGCAGCUCUUUUGACAUGCUCAACAUCUCCAGUGAGACGUCAAUUAGUGAUUUUGAGCAAGGCCUAAAGCUUGCUGAAUCAGCCAGUUCUUGUCCUGAUGUCUUAGAGCUGUCUGAUUCGUACAGUCAAACAGAGAGAGGUUACUUGAACGGGAAGAGAGAUACCCUGCGGCUGGACCUGAGGGAGACGGUCUUUGAUAUCUCUCCAGCAGCAUCGCAGCAGAACAGCUCUUCAUGGAAAAAUCGAUUUGGAUUAGGGAGCGAAGGUCCGGUUGUGCUACCAAACAGCCAACCAGACAUGCCUGAUGUUUGGAUCAAACGAUCUAGCGCACAAAGUUCUGGUUACAACAGUUGAAACCUUGCAGAAAACAAAACUGUACUGCCAGGGAAAGGGGAAGUCGAAAUCUCCUUGGAACUGUAAAUAUCAGUUUUUUCCUGCCACCUCUCCUAGAGCUGAGACGAUUUCUUAGUAUUUCAGCUGUGCAAAUACCUGUGUUUUCACAGAACCAGCAAAUCUGAUACUAGUGAGAGGAUGUGAGAUCAAUCUUGAUGGAGUACAAGCCCUUUGACCUUCCAGUGUCUGGUGCCAUAUCCACAGCUGUACUGCAAAACUUAUCGAGUAAACCUGUUUUGUCAUUUCCUACGAGGUGAUUAGAUUUUGUUUUCUUGUCAAGGUCACAUAGGAGAGAAAUAAUGAGGUGAAUCUCCCCAGAUAUUUAACAA
Messenger RNA from Aptenodytes forsteri (emperor penguin), 4682 nucleotides. It is a transcript of the gene DISP2, whose product is annotated as dispatched RND transporter family member 2. The record is from RefSeq and is a predicted model, not a curated record. Lineage: Eukaryota; Metazoa; Chordata; Aves; Sphenisciformes; Spheniscidae. The transcript is spliced from 7 exons. The coding region runs from base 1 to 4314 and encodes 1437 amino acids.